UCUUCGUCUUCGUCUUCGUCUUCGUCUUCGUCUUCGUCUUCGUCUUCGUCUUCGUCUUCGUCUUCGUCUUCGUCUUCGUCUUCGUCUUCGUCUUCGUCUUCGUCUUCGUCUUCGUCUUCGUCUUCGUCUUCUUCGUCUUCGUCUUCGUCUUCGUCUUCGUCUUCGUCUUCGUCUUCGUCUUCGUCUUCGUCUUCGUCGUCUUCGUCUUCGUCUUCGUCUUCGUCUUCGUCUUCGUCUUCGUCUUCGUCUUCGUCUUCGUCUUCGUCUUCG
Melitaea cinxia (Glanville fritillary) is the source of this 270-nucleotide messenger RNA. RefSeq lists its product as uncharacterized. The record is from RefSeq and is a predicted model, not a curated record. The annotation marks the transcript as partial. NCBI's taxonomy places the organism in Eukaryota, Metazoa, Arthropoda, Insecta, Lepidoptera, Nymphalidae. The transcript is spliced from 3 exons.